Messenger RNA from Echinococcus granulosus, 1152 nucleotides. Its product is annotated as Transcription factor Sp8. Lineage: Eukaryota; Metazoa; Platyhelminthes; Cestoda; Cyclophyllidea; Taeniidae. Gene Ontology annotation, biological process: regulation of transcription by RNA polymerase II. Gene Ontology annotation, molecular function: RNA polymerase II cis-regulatory region sequence-specific DNA binding; DNA-binding transcription factor activity, RNA polymerase II-specific. The coding region runs from base 1 to 1152 and encodes 383 amino acids. The record is from RefSeq and is a predicted model, not a curated record. The transcript has 2 exons.
AUGUAUCCUUUGUACACCUCCACGUUGCAUCAUCUCGAGUUGAUAGACCUCAACUAUAAGUCCUAUUUGCCCUUCUUGAAGAAGGAGGAUAAUUCUCCCGAGAACCUCUCCUCUAAUUCUCUCAGUAUGCUAGAAGCGCACUGCCUUAGCAUCGGUCUACAGGGUGAUGAAAACGGGGCGCCCAUGGGUAAUGCCUCCUCUUCUCCAUUUGCCAACUUGACCACUCAAUAUCCUCCAGCCAUCUAUCGAUUUCUACAACCUCCCAAUGAAAACUGUCAAGCUUCACCACUUUCUUCAGCCGAUAGCUCAGCAGUCGCAAGGGCGGCAGCAGCAUUUGCUGCUAUUGCUGCACCUCAAGAGCAUUCCACGUCUCCAUCUCCAAAUCAACAAUGGUUUAAUGAUUUCUCGAAUAAUGUCAACCAGGGCUACGCCUAUGAAAACCAACAAAGUCGAUAUUUACCAAUCCUUGAGCCAAACUGGAUGUCCAGCUUCAUUAAUCCCUACCACAAUUACCACCAACAAAUGUCAGCCACUCUAGACCCUACGAAGGAUCCGGUGUACGCAGCAAACUACUUCUUCGCAGCAGCAGAAGCUGCAAAGCCCUAUGAUCCACGUCCGCUCACUCCAACCUCAACUAGACCAAUGCUUCCAACUAAUAGGCGCUAUGCAGGAGCUCGGAGUAAUUGCGACUGUCCCAACUGCCAACAGAUUGACACACUGGCGGCCUCGAACCCAGACCUGGCAGCGGAUUUGAGACGUAACGGCAAUACGCACAGCUGUCAUGUGCCAGGCUGUGGAAAGGUGUACAGCAAGACAAGUCACCUAAAAGCUCAUUUGCGAUGGCAUACAGGAGAAAGGCCCUUUGUGUGCAACUGGCUAUUAUGUGGAAAGCGAUUUCCGCGGUCCGAUGAGUUGCAACGCCAUUUGAGAACGCAUGCGGGGGAGAAGAACAUCGUGUGUCCGGUUUGUCAGAAGCGCUUCCUGCGAAACGAUCAUCUGAGUAAGCACGUGAAGACGCACUACAGCGGGAAGAGUGAGGAAGAACCCAAUGGAAAUGCGGAUCAGCAGACGAAGGUGAAGAGGGUUAAACUGGAGAUUAAAGAGGAGCAAGAACAUGAGGAAAGUGAGGUUGAGAAGAAGGUCUCACAGUGA